GGAGUUGGAAUUGUGAACGCAGGUGUUUCGUUUGACUGUAUCGUUUUUGUUCCCCAUGUUUUCUAUGGCCAUAAUUUACGUAAAUGAGAUAAAACUGCGCAAACGCAUUACUUACAAAUGUAAAUAAAUAUUCAUCGAUACAAGUCAAAUACAUAAAAAGCUGACUGGAAGCAGACGGUAGUGUACAUCGUUAUAAUUUCAUGAACACGAUGUUCGCCACGGACGCGAUCGUUUAUAGUUUCGCGAUUUGUUUCCUGAGCCUUCUUCAAUUCGGAAAUGGGUACAGGAUCCUCAGUAUUUGCUCUCGUGCUUCGUUCAGCCAUCAGAUUGUCUUUCGCGGGCUGACCUUAGCCUUGAACAAGCGAGGUCAUGAGAUCGUAGCCAUUACAACGGAUCCAAUGAAUGAUCCAAAAUUGAAGAAUUACACCGAAAUCGACGUUAGUCAUCUCUACAAAUCCAACCUCAAGGUGAAUAUAGCGGACUUUACGGACUGGCCGGCGUUAUUUCCGGAUAUAAGUGAGGGUCUGAACCUUCAAACGGUGGAAAUCUUCGAACAUCCCGAUUUCAAGAAACUAUACGCCGCCAAUGCGAACGAGAAAUUUGAUUUAAUACUCCUGGAAUUGUUGUAUUGGCCCGCCUUUUAUCCUCUGGCGAAACGGUUCGAUGCUCCGAUUAUUGGCAUGACACCUAUGGCCGGACUUACGAUAAACAUCAAGUAUUCGUUGGGCGAUCCUAUGUUGCCUUCCCACCCUUCGAAUUGGGAAAUUUAUACCGCUGAUCAACCCCAGAGUUUUUGGCGUAGACUUGUCACCUUUUUUUCUUUCUGGAAGUUUCUAUAUUAUUAUAAAACUUUGCAUACGAAGUCGCAGGAAGCUAUCGCCAAAAAAUAUCUUGGCCCUGAUAUUCCGGAUCUAUCCGAACUCGAGACGAAUGUCAGUUUAGUUUUUGUCAAUCGACGUACAUCGGCCACCUUCGCGGAACCGAAUGUUCCGAAAAUUAUAAAUAUCGGUAGUUUUCACUUGGACACUCGAACGGACAAGCUGCCGCAGAGACUUGGCGAAUUUUUGAACGAUUCUGAAAACGGGUUCAUUUACAUGAGUCUAGGUACUAACAUGAAGAGUACGAUGUUAUCGUCAAAAGUGCGGGAAGCUUUAUUAUCGGUCUUUUCGAGACUUCCCUUCAAAGUACUCUGGAAAUUCGAAGACGAGUCUCUUCCAGGGCUACCUCCGAAUGUAUUCAUCAUGAAAUGGGUCCCACAGCAAGCCGUUCUUGCGCAUCCGAAUCUGAAGGCCUUCAUAUAUCAAGGAGGUGUUCAGAGCACGGAGGAGGCAAUAUCUAACGCCGUUCCUCUGAUUGGCAUACCUACUUGGGCGGAUCAGAAGAUGCAGAUUGAUAAACUAGUAUCUCUCGGGGUGGCCAGGAAAUUGGAAGUGGCCAAAUUAGAUGAGAAAAGUCUGGUGGACGCAAUCACUGCUGUAACACUCGAUAGCAGUUACAAAGAGAAUAUGGUGAAUUUACGAAAACGUUGGAUCGAUAACUCGCAAGAUCUGUUGGAAAACGGAAUAUGGUGGACGGAACACAUUAUACGUCACAGGGGUGGAUCGCAUUUGCAUUGUAUCAUAGCUGACACGCCGUGGUACCAACGACAAGACAUGGACUUGAUUGCUUUUAUAUCUUCCGGAUGUACUCUAGUUUCGAUUUUUUUAUUAUUUUUAUUAUACCGCUUGCUUUCCUGCGUAUCCGCCAUACGCAGAUACAACUCGGCUGAAACGAAACGAAAAACAUCCUGAGAUUCUCAGUCCUCUAGACUGCGAUAAAAAUUUUUUGUAUCGACUGUUUGAAUCGUAAUAACAAACUUGUGCAAAUAUAGGCAGAAUUGACGAUCGAUAUAUAUAUCAGUCAACACUGCGUCUAUGGAUCAAUAAAUUGAAGUAAUUUAUGUUAA
This is a messenger RNA of Athalia rosae (coleseed sawfly), 1945 nucleotides long. Its product is annotated as UDP-glycosyltransferase UGT5-like. Lineage: Eukaryota; Metazoa; Arthropoda; Insecta; Hymenoptera; Athaliidae. The record is from RefSeq and is a predicted model, not a curated record. The transcript has 5 exons. The coding region runs from base 201 to 1790 and encodes 529 amino acids. Gene Ontology annotation, molecular function: UDP-glycosyltransferase activity.